AUGGCGAAAACGAAACCUACCGAUCGCAAGGCGAAGAAGAGCGCAAAGAGCGGCGCAGUAAAAGAAUCGAAGAAACCGAAGGCGUCACCAGAAGAACUUUUGAUUCAAGCCGCUACCUUCUUACAAACGUCACAACCCGAAGAAGCGCUGGUCGCCGCACGAAGAGCCCUCAACCUACUCCAGCCCGGCACAUCGAAACCCUCCGCUGCAGCACUACCUGCACUGAACCUUCUCGGCGAGAUCAACGUCGAACUGGGCGACCCAGACUCUGCGCGCGAAGCCUUCCAAGCAGCAAUUGUUAUCGACCCGGAAGGCGCGAACGAUGGCGCUGAGAAGUUCUUAUGGCUAGCACAAUUAAACGAGGAGGGAGGCGCCGAGAGUGUGCGGUGGUUCGAGAAGGGCAUUGAAGUGCUGAAGAGGGAGAUCAGUGAGCUGGAAGGCAAGCGGGUGAAGAAGGACGAAGUCGAGGAGCUGCUGGAGGAGAAGAGACAAAAGAUAGCGAACUCGCUCUGUGGUAUUGCUGAAGUCUACAUGACGGAUCUGUCCUGGGAAGAAGACGCCGAAGCGCGAUGCAACGCUGCCGUCACCGAAGCACUACUUUUCGCACCCGAAAACCCAGAACCACUACAAACGCUCGCAUCGAUACGCAUCUCGCAGCUCAAGCCCGACGAAGCAAAAUCCGCACUGACACGGAGUAUGGAUCUUUGGAAAGAUCUCGACCCAGACAAUCCCAAGGUCCCAGACUACUCAACUCGUAUCAGUCUUUCUCGCCUGCUCAUGGAAGCUGAGAUGGAAGACGAGGCUAUCGAAGUGUUGGAGCGGUUAGUGGGCGAGAACGACGGCAGUGUCGAUGCUUGGUAUCUGGGCGGUUGGUGCCUGCACUUGCUCGCGGGAAAGCAAAAGACCGAAGGAGAGGAAAAGGUUGCAACACCACUACUGCGUGCCAGUCGCGAUUGGCUGGAGAACUGCCUCAAGCUCUACAACAUGCUGGAGUGGGAGGACGAGCGGCUGAAGGAGCACGCCGAUGAGAUAUUGAAGGAGCUCAACGACGUACUCGGUCCCUCUACCGGCGAGGAAGAUGAGGACUGGGAAGACGCCGACGAAGAUAUGGAUGAUGAUGACGAUGACGACAAUGAGAAGAUGGACGGCACGUGA
Alternaria incomplexa is the source of this 1155-nucleotide messenger RNA. RefSeq lists its product as uncharacterized. The transcript has a single exon. Gene Ontology annotation, molecular function: protein binding. Bases 1 to 1155 code for a protein of 384 amino acids. Lineage: Eukaryota; Fungi; Ascomycota; Dothideomycetes; Pleosporales; Pleosporaceae. The record is from RefSeq and is a predicted model, not a curated record.